Messenger RNA from Paramuricea clavata, 285 nucleotides. The record is from the annotation of a GenBank genome assembly. Lineage: Eukaryota; Metazoa; Cnidaria; Anthozoa; Malacalcyonacea; Plexauridae.
AUGCAAACAGCAUCGAUUAUUGAAGUUUUGAAACUGGUCUUAACAAGAGUUUUCAAUGGUCUCUCAACUCUUUCGAAUCAAAGUUCAGGUCCUCAUGAGGAAUGGUUUGUACUAUAUCGUUCUUCGCGGGUGUAUAUACAUAAACUGAAUGAAACGAUGCUGAAACAGCAUCGCGAUUAUUCAAGCUCAGUAGACCACAGCGAGACACUCAGCAAAAGAAAGAUCACCCAGACACCCACAAACGUGCCUGACACGCAGCAGAAACAAAGCAUGCGCGUGAAGUAG